AUUAUGGAAAGGAUCUAUCAUUCAAACCUUCAAACUCCCAAAUAUACAACAUUUUUAAACGGGUUAAAAAUAUACGGCAGACGUGACUCCAAGGAAACAAAAGUUGGUUACUUUAGGGUCAACUAUGACCAGCUAAUAAUCUUGAACGAUUUAGCGCUGUCAUCUCGUUAUGCUCCUCAGUAUGUAUUGAAUCUGAUAUGUAUUGAUUUUUCAUGGGAAUUGAUUCCGAAGGCAGACUUGCAAAACAACUUGAUUCUCUCUGAAACUCCGGCGAAUAUGGUUACAACUUGACGACGCAGAAAACUUCUUUUUCGACCAAGAAGUGAAAGUGAGAUCUCAGCAAGGAGAAACAUCAUUGAUAUACUCAAAUCAGAAGAUGAAUAACUCGUCUGGAUCACAUCCAAGUGUUGCCCGUGAUGAAUGGAGUUAUUCAUUUACAGAUGCCUUCAAGUUUCCUGUAUUGACCGUUUAUAUAAUCAUUGUAGUGGUGGCAGUAAUUGGGAACAUCAUGGUUUGCUUUGCGAUCCUAGUGGACAAAAGCCUUCGAAGCAAUCCCACAACAAUCCUCCUAUUCUCUCUGGCGUUCUCUGAUCUGCUUACCGUGACUACCGUCACUCCAUUACAAACAGAAGAAUUUUUCCUACGAGGAACCUGGUUUUACGGUAAAACUAUGUGCAAGCUAUGGAGUACUGUUUUUUACAUCGCCGUACCCACCUCAAUUCUGACCCUUCUUGUUCUCAGCGUCGACCGUUACAACCACCUAACUGACCCGUUAAAUCGGUUUCGUAAAACAAGGUUUAUGACACGGAAAAAGGCCAUGAUGAUCAACUGUUUGAUAUGGUUUUACACCGUUCUGUUUGCUUCAAUUCCUUACACUGACUGGGGAGAUUUCCAUCUUUCUUUUUUCGCCUAUGACAAAAGAUGUUGGUUCCCAUACAUUAGCAGUUAUACAACAGUAACAAGUUUCCUCAACUUUUUGUUGCCUCUGCUUAUAACUUGCGGAAUUUACAUCAAGAUUUAUCGCAUUGCGAGUGUGCGAAAUAAAAACGUAACUACCGCCCGCAGAUGUGAGUGCGGCAAAUUAACUUUCACUCAAGAGACGAACAAUUAUAUAGGAAACCUUAAAGCAGCAAAGACUAUAUCUAUGUUUGUAGGGGUGUCAUUUUUCUGUUGGGUCCCUUACUCCACAUUUACCAUAAUCAAUUGCGUAUGUAUACACUGUCGGCAACACAUACCACCGGAAACCUACCCAUUCCUGCUAAUGUUGGGUUACCUGAGCUCUGCGUUAAACCCUUUCCUUUUCGCGUUUCGAAGCAAAAGCUUCAAAUUUAUAUACUCCAAGAUGCUGCGUUCAAUUAUGGUACUCAAACCAAAACCCAGUCCUGACUCUCGGCGAGUCUCUUCCAUAUCGCAGAUGACUCUCGCUUCUGAGAUUCCAUGUUCAAUGGAGGAAGGAAUUAUACUUCAAGCUGUACAAUCACGUCCAUUAACACUUAACUUCCAGAACUGCUGAUUAGCAUUUUUUUCGGAUAUCUACACACAUUAACUAGCAAACAAGACAAGAGAACCGACAAAUAUAUCAAUUGGAGGGCGUUAUCUUUUACAUGGCGUAAUUGCUUAUUAUCAGUGAUUAUAGAGAUGGUUGCGUUCUGGUUGGUCGAAGAUUACGUCAUAUCUUGCGAUAGUCAUCCAGAAUAAGUUGGUCAGUCAAUAAUGAAGCACAAAUUUUUAAAAUAGGCACUGCGUGAUUCGCUCAUUUUUCAUGACGGGGAAAAUAAAAUGCAUUUGCUCAUAGUCAUUAUUCUAAGACAAAAAAUCGCCACAGCGAGUGCACUUACAAGUGCUUAAAAUGUUUGAUACAGUCCGAUCACAGUGCGAUCACCCAAAUUCGGUUACAAAACCUAUUUUCCAGACGAUCCUGCCAAGGAGCCAGUCUUUUACUUGUCAUCUGGUGUGGGGGAGGGAGGGGAUGAAAGAUUCUAAAAUUUACCUUAUCCGAUAAGGCUCUGCAAAAUUCUAAUGAUCUUGCCCUCUCUCGUUGGCAGUAAAUUUGAAGUCAAUUUUAUUUAGUCCCCCAGUUAUACUCGUAGAGCGGAGACAGAUCCCUCUUCGUUUCCCCUGAAGACCAUGUGACCCCCGCCCCUCUCCCCAAAAAAAAUUAUCCGCCCUCCCAGGCAAUAAACAAUAACUGGCUCCUAAUUAUUGUUCUUUGAGCUUAGCAGUCAGUGCAUGCGAAAAGCAUAAGUUUGCAAUCUAUAAAAACAACAUACACUGUUCUGGGGAUUUUCGGAUUUUCAUGGGUUUGUAAAAGUCAGAGAACAAGGCCUAACUGACCACACACAGGUUAAAGAGACCAUAAAAAUUGACCUCAUCAUGAUACUCAUACAACUACAGCAUUAACCUUCUAAAAUGGGAUUAGUAAGCUUUCGCGACUCCCCAGUGCGGGUUUUAGCCUUUCCGCAGUUUGGCUCUUGUGUAUUACUUUGAGCGAUCUCCCUCUUUAGGAGGAAAUUAGGUGCGAAUCUUUGUAUAUUUCACACAGCAAUUUUUGUUGUUCUUUUAAAUGCCAGUUUUUCACGAGGAUUACUUUUAGUCUAAGCACUGAUGGUUGACAUUGUGUGACAUACUAAGGAACUCAUAAAUUAACAAACUGUAUUUCUGUGACGUUCAUAUAAAUCACAAACAUUAAAAAUUACCUGUUUAGAGAACUGGUCAUCCUCUUAAUCUUGCAUCACGACGCGGCUUUCACUGAGAGAGCGGAAUGGCGGGUCACUGACAUUACGGCCUGCCUCCUCGACCAUGUAGACAAAAAUAUUUUAGGUAUCUUUU
Messenger RNA from Pocillopora verrucosa, 2829 nucleotides. Its product is annotated as beta-1 adrenergic receptor-like. The record is from RefSeq and is a predicted model, not a curated record. Gene Ontology annotation, molecular function: neurotransmitter receptor activity; G protein-coupled serotonin receptor activity. Gene Ontology annotation, biological process: G protein-coupled receptor signaling pathway, coupled to cyclic nucleotide second messenger; chemical synaptic transmission. NCBI's taxonomy places the organism in Eukaryota, Metazoa, Cnidaria, Anthozoa, Scleractinia, Pocilloporidae. Gene Ontology annotation, cellular component: dendrite; plasma membrane.